Penicillium bovifimosum is the source of this 1014-nucleotide messenger RNA. RefSeq lists its product as uncharacterized. The record is from RefSeq and is a predicted model, not a curated record. The coding region runs from base 1 to 1014 and encodes 337 amino acids. Lineage: Eukaryota; Fungi; Ascomycota; Eurotiomycetes; Eurotiales; Aspergillaceae. The transcript is spliced from 5 exons.
AUGCGCUGUUUCAUAUCCGUGGCACUGGUAACUCUAUCCACGACCCAGCCAGUCUGGGCCUCACUUGGCGACACCGUUUCAACCGAUGUCCCACAAUAUGUCCUGGAAUAUGCUCCUUUAGUAUGGCUCCAUAGCGAGGACACCUACAUGCCGAGCGACAUCCAGCAACAGCUCGAUCACACCAGACCUAUGGUCAACUGGACAAGCAUCUCGGGGGUACCCUCGCCACUGACUCUCAAUAACCUGGAUGCGCUGAACAAUCUGGGUAAUGAGAGCGUCUACCUAACCUCUCUAGAAGGCAUCGAAGCUAGUCCCGAGCCAGCCUGGUUCCGAGGUAUCGGACCAGAUCCAGAGGGACGAACGGUCAAUGGUACCGCGAGUGCUAUUAUUGUUGUACAUCGCGACGAUACGACUGUUGAUGCUUUUUAUUUCUACUUCUACGCAUUCAACAAGGGUGGCAAAGUCCUCGGCUUGGAGUUUGGUGACCACAUUGGAGACUGGGAACAUAACAUGAUUCGCUUCGCCAGCGGCAAACCAGACGCAAUAUGGUACAGCCAGCACGCGAGGGGUCAGGCAUUUACAUACAAUGCCGCUGAGAAGAAGGGGAAGAGACCAUAUGCCUAUUCGGCAAGAGGGACACAUGCGAACUAUGCGAUCGAAGGAACGCACGACCACACCAUACCAGGACUCAACCUCCCUGCCGGGUUCCUGAUGGACUAUACAGAUCGCGGCGUACUGUGGGAUCCCGUGCUAAACGCGUACAUCUAUACAUACAAUACCACGACAGGUGUCUUCCAGGCUGCGAACUCCAAUGAUCCGGUGGGAUGGUUGAACCUCAAUGGGAAAUGGGGAGACGAUCAGCCACCUAAUGAACCCGAAAUCUUUGGCGAGGCGAAGAACGUUGCUGGUCCCAAUGGUCCUAAAUUUAAGCAUCUGGAUCGCGAUACAGUGUGUCCAUCAAAGCCGUGCAUUGUGCUUCCUGUGAGGACCUUCGGCAAAGAGGUGCCCUCGUGA